AUGCCAGAUCGAAAGCCGCGCCGUCGAAACGGGUUCCAAAAUAUCGAGUCGGCAUGGGCACAGCUCAUAGAUACGUUGAACGACAUCGAGUUAUCAGAACGCUUAACGAAAACCCAUAAUCAGCGCAUUACGAAAGUUACGGCAAAUGAGAAAACAACGAAGUCGGACGACUCUCUUAAGCGAAACAAAUUUUUGAACAAAGUAUUGGCUAUCAACCCUGACCUUCAUAAGUUAUGUGUUGUCGCUUUCUCGCAGAAUCAAAUCAGCUCCACGAAAAAAGCUGUACUUAACAAAUUGGUUGAAAGAAUUAGGGAACGGCGCGAUGGCACAAUCAUUUCUCCUGCCACGCGAUCGCUUUUGCAUCGUUCGGAAGACGAUAGGCCUAUACCACUACCCCAGGAGACCAUUGAACUACCAAAAACCCCGCCAGAACCUUGGGUCGAUUUGAGAUACGCCGAAAGAGAAGGGAUUGAAAAGGUUUUUGGACAAUACCUACUGGACAGGAUUGAGAACACGGAUCUGAGACAAAACUGGAGAGCAGUCUUCAUGCGCCUGCCGAUGUGGCCACAAGAUCUUUCUGGGCCUUGUUUUAUGUCAUUGAACCUUCGCGAAGAAAGUGUUAAAGAGGUUGCGAUGGCAUUAUUCAAGGUAGAAGUAAACUGGAGGACGAAUGCCUUUCAUAUCAAUCACGAGAACGGAUUGUUGCAGAUUAUUCCUCAUUCUCAGUAUACAAUGAAGGGCGUCUCGGAUGAGGACAUUAUCGCCGUUUUCGGGGCAGGUAUACAUGCUGCAAUCACUACAUGUAGCAUCAGAGCGAACGAGUUGAGAGAAGGGGAUAGGAGAACUAAAUGUGUAUCAAUUACUUUUUCAGAGAAGAGGACUGUAAUUAAUCUAAUACUGAGCGUAGCGGAAGGUGUCAAGAUCCAGAGUAAGCUCAGUUUGUCCGCCACAUUAGGAUAA
Messenger RNA from Exserohilum turcica Et28A, 960 nucleotides. RefSeq lists its product as uncharacterized. The transcript has a single exon. The record is from RefSeq and is a predicted model, not a curated record. Lineage: Eukaryota; Fungi; Ascomycota; Dothideomycetes; Pleosporales; Pleosporaceae. The coding region runs from base 1 to 960 and encodes 319 amino acids.